Molecule: messenger RNA, 3828 nt
Organism: Fusarium verticillioides 7600
Lineage: Eukaryota; Fungi; Ascomycota; Sordariomycetes; Hypocreales; Nectriaceae
Product: CAMK/CAMK1 protein kinase
Exons: 5
Coding region: 1-3828 (1275 amino acids)
Biological process (GO): protein phosphorylation
Molecular function (GO): ATP binding; protein kinase activity
Source: RefSeq, a predicted model, not a curated record
AUGACUACUGUUUGGAACUUCCUCACUGGGUUCUCCUCACCCGAGGUCGACAAGACGAAACUCAAUCGAUUGCGCAACACCAUUCGCCAUUCUCUCCAGAAUAGCGUAAUUAACGAAACAUGCUUUCUUCCAGAAAGCGACAUCAACAACCUUGUGACGUCCGAUAAGACAAAGCUGUUACUGCCGAAUUCCAAGCCAGAAUUGAUAGACUUUAUCUGCAAGGAUGCAAAAAAGCUCUUCUUGAUUGCAUCAUUGCAUCACGGCAACCUUCAGGACAUCAUGGGCACUUUUAGACAUCAUGGCAUGACAGACAAGUACCUUCCAAUCCGCGAUCUUACCUCAGAAGAUAGGUACUGCGACGUUCAUACUGAAGGACUUCAGCGAGUUUGCAGCCACGAAAAGGCUUUGGAGGCCUUUCAUUGCUGGGAUGCUCAUGAUGUCUGGAACUUUUACAAUGAUCAAUGGAAGUUUUGUGCACCAAUACUCAACAUGGAAUGCUCCUCCCAAGAAUUCCACCCUAAGCACAUACUGCCGUUUAUACAGAAAGGUACCACCCAGAAGGAUGGCCAUUUCAGUACUGUCGUUGAGGCUGUAAUCCAUCCUAGCCAUCAAAUUGGCCGCGGGCCAUUGAAGUCAGGCAUAGAUCAGACCAAGGUCGCUCUCAAAGAGUUAAAAAGCCUGAGCGAGCCAAAUUACAACGUACAUGUAUCAUGGCUGAAUGAGGCAAAUGCACUCUUCCAGAUUGCCGAGCUUCGUCACAAACAUCUCAUCAGUCAGGCAACUGCCUUCAAACAAGGGGAGAGAAGGUUCAUUAUGCUCGAGUGGGCGAACGGAGGCACUCUGCGAGAUAUAUGGCAGAAAGAGCCUCACGACGGAUCUGUGCUAGACGGUGGCAAGGUCAUGAGAGUCCUUGAAGAACUAACUGGGAUCGCAAGUGCGCUCUCAAGAUUACACGGCACUAACACCAAGACAAGAACUGCAAUGGCAAUGUCUGCAGACCGCAGAAGGAAGAACCCUAUGUCGAGAUCCAAAACGAUUCUCUCACAGGGUCAAGGUGAUCGUUUAACCGUUCCAAAGAUACGCUUCGAGGGAGUAAGCUCAGACGAUGAUUAUGACUCCAGCGACUACGGUGAAGAGCAGCAUUGGCGCCACGGGGAUCUCAAGCCUGAUAACAUCCUCCAAUUUAUAGAUGACAAGUCUUCGUGGCUUGGAACUCUCAAGAUUGCUGACCUCGGUCUAGCCAAGCAACACGCAUUUGCUACAACCCAGAGACAGGACCCAACCAAGCAGAAAUAUACAACUUCUCAUUACGAGGCACCUGAAGUUAUCACCACCAUGAACUCUCGAGUGCCUCGCUCACGCCGCUACGACAUAUGGUCCAUGGGAUGCAUCAUAUUCGAGUAUACGAUCUGGCUCUUAUACGGUUAUGAAGAGGGACUGAAGAGCUUCUACAAUGAGGAGAAUGACAUGGAUGCCCAUCGAGAAACGUUGUACUUUACGGCUGAUCUCAGCACAAGGCAAGCUCAAGUGAGUGACGCGGCGCGAAGAUGGAUCAACCACAUCUUGGAAGUCGACCCGGAAUGUAAUCGUGCCACACCAAGCGUGAUCAAGGAUCUCGUCGUAUUGGUCAGGGAUAAGCUUCUUGUAAUUGAUCUACCAAAGGAAAGCAUGAGCGAGGCCGACAUCAAGCGAUGUCGCGCCAGUGCGGAUGAGUUGGACAGCAUCUUACAAAGGAUGAAGAGAAGGGCCCUUGAUGAUGAACAUAGAGGAGGCAAAUAUCUAUCUUCGGGUACAGGACGCAACGGAAUUUCGGCUCCUCGUCCGCAAAAGGUUCGUAGGCAGAGCUUCCUGUCGACCAGCUCGGGCUCAGCAUCGAAACCAUCAAAUCUGGUACGAGCUCUGUUCAAUAAUACUUGGAACCUGAUGGAAGACCAAGCUAUCUCUCUUGGAGUUCUGAAGCGCCAUGAAACAGCGAUCAUGGACAGCAUAUCUAGGUCACAAGGAUUACAGAAGCUAUGUGACGAGUGCAGAAAGCUUGACUAUCAAAGCGACGAACCCGUAUUAAGGGAGACUCUGGCGACUAUGAGAUUCAAGAUUCAACAAUGUGCGUUGCACAGCCUUAUUUACCGUUCCAUUCCCCCAUCUACUUGUAACGAGCUGGAGGUUGUGCAUAUUCGGAGAUCUGACUCCUUACUUGUCAUGGACAAAUUGAAAAUACCCUUACUCUCACUUUCCAAAAUCUCGGGUGCGAACCAUCUACACUCUGAUGAUAUCCACUUUGGGCUACCCAAGCUUUUUCAGCCCAACACUGCGUUGUUCUACGACCUCCUCCGGACAUGGAUUCAAGAUUGUGACAUGCAUCAUCCCCAAUGUCGUCCCGCAGACAGAUCACGCCUCCAGGUGCCGACUCGCCUUAUUGAAGUGAGUCAGGUUGACGGUGGAAGUUCGAAGGUCUUCCUUCGCAACGCAGUGGACGCCGUGUGCCUAACAGGAGGGGAGUUGAGAUAUAUCGCACUGUCACACCCUUGGGGCAAUGGAGAACAGCACGAUCACUUCUGCACCACGAAAGACAACCUUGGCAGUCGACUAAGUGCCGGUAUUGAUCUAAAGGAUUUCCCGAACACUUUCAGACAUGCAAUCGAGGUGACUCGAGCACUUGGUAUCCCAUACCUCUGGAUCGAUUCGUUAUGUAUAGUGCAAGGACCAGGCGGGGACUUCGACACGGAAGCCAAAAGGAUGGAGACCGUCUUCAGCUCCGCAUACUGUGUCAUUGCCGCAAGUCGCGCCAACGGAACAUCAAGUGGGUUUUUGUGGGAAAGGUCAGAACGUGAAGUAGUGAGACUGGAUGGAUAUCUUGCCCAUGAUCCAGUUUAUGUCUGUGAAGCAAUUGACAACUUUCAGCAUGAUGUGAUUGAAGGGGCGCUGAACAAACGCGGAUGGGUCCUGCAAGAGCGGGCUCUUGCACCAAGGACCAUAUAUUUCACGGAGAACCAGACGUACUGGGAGUGUGGCCAGGGCGUGCGCUGCGAGACAUUGGCAAGGUUGACCAAUAGCCAGGCUUCGUUCCUUGGGGACCCCAAUUUUCCCAAGUUGGCUAUGAGCUCGACCAGAGGAGCGAAGAUCCGCUUUUAUGAAUCACUGUACAGACAAUACUCAAACCUCGAUUUCACAAAGAUCCACGACCGGCCCAUAGCAAUAGCCGGGCUAGAACAACGACUAGUGAGUGCUUUCAAGACCGAAGGAGGAUACGGUGUGUUCAACGGAGCAUUCUUCGGGCGCAGCCUUUUAUGGACAAGGGAUACAAAACGAAGUGAUGGCCUCAAAUUGAUUGACUUUCCCCGGGAUCAGAAGUUCAGGGUUCCGACGUGGUCAUGGACAGCGUACGAAGGACCCAUCACAUACUUUGACAUACCUUUUGACCAUGUUCGAUGGACCUACAACACUGCAGAAGGAAAAAUUCAAUCGCCAUGGACGAGUAUGGAAUCUGACUGUACCUCGUUCUCAUUGCAUACAGGAGAACUAGACGGAAGAAUUGAUCUUACUGCCCAAGCAAGGGAGAUGCUAGAUCUGGAAUCAGGAGAGGCGCAGGAAAAGGUCAUAUAUGACGAAGGGAUGUUGCCUCCAGGUGCACAGAAGCUAUGCGUUAUCGUUGGACACGAAAAGCCAAAUGAUGAAGAAUGCACGAUGCAGGACCUGGGUUAUUAUGUUCUGCUCAUUGCCCCCUCUGCUGAUCCCAGCGAUGGUUCCUACCGAAGGGUUGGUGUUGGCAGGUUAUUAGGGAGUUGGAUUGACUUUGGCAAGCCUGAGUGCAGAGUCUGUAUAUCCUAG